CUAAUCAUUGAGCCUGAGAUGCAGGCGUAAUACCCAACGCGAAUCAUAAAACACACCAUGGUUGUCGUAAUAGUUUUUCGGUUUCACGAAUGACUCACAGUUCCUAAAGAAAUAGGAGAUUUUAUAUAAUUAUUAUAUGAAGGUGUUCGAGACUUGAAAUAUAUGCCAGCAUGUCAUUCUUUGUGGAUUCGGUUAUUAUGUUCACUUCCCAGGUGCUGUUUUUCGGAUUUGGCUGGCUGUUUUUUAUGCGGCAAUUAUUUAAAGAUUAUGAGGUGCGACAGUAUGUGGUGCAGGUGGUUUUCUCUAUCACAUUUGCAUUCUCUUGCACAAUGUUUGAACUCAUCAUCUUUGAAAUCCUUGGAGCAUUAAGCAGCACGUCCAGAUAUUUUCACUGGAAGCUAAAUUUGUACGUUAUACUGCUGGUUCUAAUCUUUGUAGUGCCUUUCUACAUCGGCUACUUUGUAGUCAGUAACAUACGUUUGUUGCAGAGACAGAGGUUGUUGUUUGCAUGUGUUGUUUGGUUUACCUUUAUGUAUUUCUUUUGGAAACUUGGAGACCCUUUUCCCAUAUUAAGUCCAAAACAUGGUAUUCUGUCUAUUGAGCAGCUCAUCAGUCGUGUCGGGGUCAUUGGGGUCACACUGAUGGCCCUGCUGUCUGGAUUUGGUGCUGUGAACUGCCCCUACACAUACAUGUCUUAUUUUCUAAGGAAUGUAACAGACAGUGACAUCCUGGCUCUGGAGAGACGGUUGCUUCAGACCAUGGACAUGAUUGUCAGUAAAAAGAAAAGAAUUGCCAUGACCAGGAGGCAGAUGUACCAGCGAGGAGAAGACCAAAACAAACAGACCGGAAUCUGGGGGAUGCUCAAGAGCGUCACUUCUUCUCCUCCAGGCACUGAGAAUCUGUCUCUGAUCCAGCAUGAAGUAGAUGCUCUGGAGGAGCUCAGUAGACAACUCUUCCUGGAGACAGUGGACCUGCAGGCUACCAAGGAACGCAUAGAAUACUCAAAGACAUUUCAAGGGAAAUACUUCAACUUCUUGGGGUACUUCUUUUCCAUCUAUUGUGUUUGGAAGAUAUUCAUGGCCACCAUCAACAUAGUCUUUGACCGUGUGGGGAAGACUGACCCAGUGACGAGAGGGAUUGAGAUCACAGUCAACUACUUGGGAAUCCAGUUUGAUGUAAAAUUCUGGUCUCAGCACAUUUCUUUUAUCCUGGUUGGAAUCAUCAUCGUCACCUCAAUCCGAGGCCUUUUAAUCACUCUUACUAAGUUUUUCUAUGCCAUCUCUAGCAGCAAGUCAUCUAAUGUAAUAGUGCUGGUACUGGCCCAGAUCAUGGGGAUGUAUUUUGUGUCCUCUGUGUUGCUCAUGCGUAUGAGCAUGCCUCUGGAGUACCGUACCAUCGUCACAGAGGUCCUGGGAGAGCUGCAGUUCAACUUCUAUCAUCGCUGGUUUGAUGUGAUCUUCCUAGUUAGUGCAUUGUCCAGCAUCCUCUUCAUGUACCUGGCACACAAGCAGGCACCCGAGAAGCACAUGACUCUGUGAAGUACUGAAUGACCUCAUAAAAGGGACAUGGACUGAAGUGUUAAGCUGCUUUUUUUCAGUUUCUUCUUUCUAAGAGGCCUCUUUUUAAUGAACCCAGAACUGAAUUUCCUGAAUCAGGAAGAGUAGACGAUGCUGGUUUGGUUGAAAGGUGAAGGGCACUGGGUUGACUAGGUACAUUAUACUAGAGUUAUUGGGUCAUGAUGGUGUUUUAAUUGAAGUUUUUCUAAAAAAGAUGAGCCAGUGCUUAUUUUAUGUUCUGUCUUUGUUCAGUGGAUCAAACAUACAGCUGGCAUUGCUAGUGCCAUAAUUAUGGUGCAUUUUUAUCUAAUCAGCAUUUGUGUUAUAAUUAUACAAAAAAAAAAAAACCCUGCAAAAUGCCGAUGCAAAAAUUUUAAGACAAUAAAAGUAUUGUUUUCAAGACAAAACCACAGACUUCAGAAUGGCACAAAGUGAUUAUGGAUUUUUUAUUCACUAGUAUGUGUGUGUGUGUGUGUGUUUACAU
Clarias gariepinus (North African catfish) is the source of this 2040-nucleotide messenger RNA. RefSeq names its product Golgi pH regulator (gene gphra). Gene Ontology annotation, cellular component: Golgi cisterna membrane. The coding region runs from base 171 to 1538 and encodes 455 amino acids. The transcript is spliced from 14 exons. Gene Ontology annotation, biological process: intracellular pH reduction. The record is from RefSeq and is a predicted model, not a curated record. Gene Ontology annotation, molecular function: voltage-gated monoatomic anion channel activity. NCBI's taxonomy places the organism in Eukaryota, Metazoa, Chordata, Actinopteri, Siluriformes, Clariidae.